UUGAAGAAUCAGAAAAUGAAGAUGGAAGUAGAGGUGGCAAUACCACCACCCAUUCCAGGAAAGCAGCAAAAGUGUGUUGGGAAUGUAUUUAGUUGUAGUUCUAUUGCAGGAGAAAAGAAGCUCAUAUGUGUUACAAGUGGCAACUCUUACUUAGGUUCUUCCAUUGUCAAGGAGCUACUGUCUCAUGGUUACCUUGUUCGAGUCACUGUUCAACACCAAGUGGAAUUGGGAGAACUGAAAGAUCUGAUAGGGGAAGAAGAGUUCAACCUAUUGGAGAGUGUGGUUUUAACCAAGAUGGGAGAUUUACAAAGCCUUUGUGAUGCUUUUAGAGGCUGCCAUGCUGUUUUUCAUACGUCUUCCUUCAUUGAUCCACAUGGGAUCUCUGGUUAUUCAGAACAGAUGGUGUUUGUUGAGACUGAAGUGGCGAGAACUGUUGUGGAAGCUUGUGCAAGGGCAGCCUACGUAAAGAGAUGUGUCUUCACUUCUUCUCUAAUAGCAUCCAUUUGGAGGAACGGAAACAUGGAUGGGGUUAUUGAAGAGAGUUGUUGGAGCAGUGAAGAAUUUUGCAGAGAAAAUAAGCUUUGGUUUGCAUUGGGUAAGACCAAGGCCGAGAAGGUAGCUUGGAUGAAAGCAAAGGAAUUAAAAGUAAACCUGGUUACUGUCUGCCCGGGUCUUCUCAUGGCUCCCACCUUUCCAAAUGCUUUACCAUACCUCAAAGGUGGGCAGACGAUGUUACAGCAAGGCUGCUUAGCAAUUGCAGAGGUGAAGAAGGUGGCCAAAGCUCAUGUGAAGGUGUACGAAGGCAUGGAUUACGGAGCAUGUGGGCGAUAUUUUUGCUUUGAUGGAGUAGUGAGAAGAUUGGAAGAGGCCAUUGAACUUGAAAAUGGGCUAAAGAUAGCAGGUCUUUUGUUGGGAGAUGUAGUGUUAUCAGAUGAAGAAAUUCCAAUCAAAAUUAGCAAUUCAAAGCUUGCCGCUCUCUUAGACAAGGCCUCUCAACGGGUGUCUUGUAGUGGUUGAAACCUCGAUGUUGUAACAUUUUGUUGGGGGGUUGUU
Hibiscus syriacus is the source of this 1053-nucleotide messenger RNA. RefSeq names its product cinnamoyl-CoA reductase-like SNL6. Gene Ontology annotation, molecular function: 3-beta-hydroxy-Delta5-steroid dehydrogenase (NAD+) activity. Gene Ontology annotation, biological process: steroid biosynthetic process. The transcript is spliced from 5 exons. Bases 16 to 1017 code for a protein of 333 amino acids. The record is from RefSeq and is a predicted model, not a curated record. Lineage: Eukaryota; Viridiplantae; Streptophyta; Magnoliopsida; Malvales; Malvaceae.